UGCUUAGUAAAUCGAAGAUCGAAAUCCGGAUAUAAAAGAGUCCAAUUGGCAUCAGAAUUUCACUCUCUCGACUGCAUCGCUACGCUCACUCAAUCUUCUUCUUCUUCUUCUUCAUCGCCACCCCCAAAAUCACUCUAAACUCACAGAUGGCUUCGAUUCCCCUCUCAUCAAUCUGUCCUUCAGCUGCUUUGUCAUUCCAAGAGAAGUGCAAGGACAAAACGAAGUCAAGUGUUUUGUUCGGGAAGGAAAAACAACCCCUCUAUAUGAAAACAAAGUCUCGUGGUCGAAUAACCAUGGCUGUAGCUGUCAACACUUCACGAUUUGAUAAUAUAACAAUGGCUCCUCCCGACCCUAUUCUCGGAGUUUCUGAAGCAUUCAAAGCUGACACAAGUGACAUGAAGCUCAACCUUGGUGUUGGCGCGUAUCGUACAGAAGAACUUCAGCCGUAUGUGCUUAAAGUUGUCAAAAAGGCUGAGAAUCUUAUGCUCGAAAGGGGAGAAAACAAGGAGUAUCUUCCGAUCGAAGGUUUAGCCGCAUUCAACAAAGCCACAGCUGAGUUGUUGUUUGGAGCCGAUAAUCCAGUUCUACAUCAACAGAGAGUUGCCACCAUUCAAGGUCUCUCAGGAACCGGGUCCCUUCGAGUUGCUGCAGCACUGAUUGAACGAUACUUUCCAGGAGCAAAAGUUCUAAUCUCAUCUCCAACUUGGGGUAAUCACAAGAACAUUUUUAACGAUGCUAGAGUUCCGUGGUCAGAGUAUCGGUAUUACGAUCCGAAAACAGUUGGCCUUGAUUUUGAUGGGAUGAUUGCCGACAUAAAAGCUGCUCCAGACGGAUCAUUUGUGCUUCUUCAUGGAUGUGCGCACAACCCAACAGGUAUUGAUCCGACUCCGGAACAGUGGGAAAAAAUCGCUGAUGUCAUUCAAGAAAAGAACCAUAUUCCAUUCUUUGAUGUUGCUUAUCAGGGAUUUGCUAGUGGAAGCCUGGAUGAAGAUGCAUCUUCUGUGAGGUUGUUUGCUGCACGUGGAAUGGAGCUUCUGGUUGCACAGUCAUACAGUAAAAAUCUCGGUCUUUAUGCCGAGAGGGUUGGUGCAAUUAAUGUCCUAUGCUCAUCAGCUGAUGCAGCUGUCAGGGUAAAGAGCCAGUUGAAAAGAAUCGCAAGGCCAAUGUACUCCAACCCGCCUGUUCACGGGGCUCGCAUUGUCGCAAACGUUGUAGGAAAUCCAGACUUUUUUAACGAGUGGAAAGAGGAAAUGGAAAUGAUGGCGGGAAGGAUCAAAAGUGUGAGACAAAAGCUGUACAAUAAUCUAUCUGCAAAAGAUAAGAGCGGGAAAGAUUGGUCUUUCAUACUUAAGCAGAUUGGCAUGUUUUCUUUUACCGGUCUUAAUAAGGCCCAGAGCGAUAACAUGACCGAUAAAUGGCACGUUUACAUGACGAAAGACGGAAGAAUAUCACUGGCUGGUUUAUCUGCUGCAAAAUGCGAGUAUCUUGCGGAUGCUAUCAUCGAUUCAUAUCACAACGUCAGUUAAUAACAGUCGCUGCAAAUUCAAAAAACGCCAUCAAUAAUUAGACAGGGUACCCUUGUUUAUUCAGUCUUGAUAUAAGUUUGCAGAAGUGUUGAAAUAAAGUGAACUUUUUGUGAGAAAACCCUUUCAGUUGAAGUUAUAUACAAGUUCUGGUUCUUCCCGUUGGGUUGGGGAAGGCUUGUGUUUUAAGAAAUUGUUUCUGUUGAUUUGAUUUUAACUGAUGUUUACGGGUGACCGGCAUCCGAAUUACCUACCGAUGCUUAAGUUUUUAGAGUGGUUAUGAAUGUUUUAGUUAUUUUGUUA
Helianthus annuus (common sunflower) is the source of this 1826-nucleotide messenger RNA. RefSeq names its product aspartate aminotransferase, chloroplastic. Gene Ontology annotation, biological process: amino acid metabolic process; biosynthetic process. Gene Ontology annotation, molecular function: transaminase activity; pyridoxal phosphate binding. The transcript has 12 exons. The record is from RefSeq and is a predicted model, not a curated record. Bases 147 to 1526 code for a protein of 459 amino acids. Lineage: Eukaryota; Viridiplantae; Streptophyta; Magnoliopsida; Asterales; Asteraceae.